CCGAAAAGCACGUUGAAAUGUUUACGGUGGAAGCGCGGUUAGCCGUCUACCAGAACAAGUGCAAAUAUAUUAACUAAAACAAUACCGAGUAUAUAUAGAUAAUAAAAUAAUCAAGCAACAAGCAAGGGCUCUGCAUAGAACAGUGUAUAAUGGAAACAUCUACAUGGUAGUAAUGUAAGAUAGCUAAUAUUCCAGGUAUCCGUUGGUGACUGCAGGAAGCUUUUCAUUCACAAACAGGAGCUGUUUUCUUUCUGUACUAUUACUUUGGGAUAAACAUGGCUUCCUCUCUGGUUGUUCCCGUUAUUGAUGUCCAGAAUGAUACCUUCAAAGAGCUUUGGCCUGCUAUGGUAUUGGCCAUUAAAACCUCUUCCUUCGUUGCACUGGACACGGAACUGAGUGGUCUUGGAAACAGGAAAUCCUUGCUGGCUGAAUCUAUAGAGGACCGAUAUAAAGCCAUAUGCCAUGCAGCUCGCUCUCGUUCCAUCCUCUCCCUGGGAUUCGCCUGUUACAAGAAACUGGACGAUAAGGCCGCUGAAACGUACCUGGUCCAGGUGUAUAACCUCACCCUGCUGUGUUCAGAGGAGUACAUCAUAGAGCCUCAGUCAGUCCAGUUCCUGGUGCAGCAUGGCUUUGACUUUAACAAGCAGUACGCCCACGGAAUCCCUUACUGCAAGGGCAAUAAUAAGGCAGAAUCAGACGAUCGGGGGGUCCACAUCCGAGCGUUAUUCACUGAACUGCUGCGUGCCAGGAAGCCCCUGGUGCUCCACAACGGCCUCAUCGACAUGGCCUUCCUUUACCAGAGUUUUUAUGCACAUCUACCCGAUCGCCUGACCACCUUCACAGCCGACCUGUCUGAGAUGUUUCCUGCCGGCAUCUACGACACCAAAUAUGUCACCGAAUUCGAGCUCCGCCUCACUGCCUCCUACCUGGAGUAUGCCUAUAAGAAAUGUAAGCUGGAUAGCAGUCGCAGGGCCACCUCUGGAGGAGCUGAGCCUCACCUUCAGCUAGAGUUCUGUCAGUAUGCUGGUCACAUGUCCCACUACGUGGACUACAGAGUGUGUCCAGCUCUGGGCUCUGUUGAGGGACAAACUGACAUCUGCCAGCGCUUCUCCGCAUUUGGCUGGUGUCCAAAUGGCAGCCAGUGUCUAUUAUCCCACGACACUGACCUGAUCAUUCUCCAGGACGAGAAAGACCUGGGGGACAAGAGAAGUAAGAGGAAGAGACGUAAAGAUAAGAGGAAAGGUAAAGGCGAGGCAGCGGAAGACGGGGCCCCUGAACACAAAAUCCCCCACAUGGAGGUGGAUCCGCAAGAAACGCCAGAUGAGAAGCAAGGGGCUGAGUCAUACCCAGAAAAAGGGGCACUAAUGGACACCCAACAGAAUGAAGGGGAGAAAGCAGACAUCGAGGGGAACGGAGUGAGCAAAGAGAACGUAGACUUCAGAAACCUUGAAACACCCACUACUGAUGACAACACAAAAACCAACACAAACAACGUUGAAGAAGAAAGCAGAACAGAAGACAGAGGAAGUGAACAAUUAAUCAAGAAAUCGCCUAAGACUGACAAUCAGAAGCAAAACAACGAUUCAGGAACACACCGAGCCGGGUUUGACGCCUUUAUGACGGGAUACAUUUUUGGCCACUCAUUAACCCUCAACAAGAAGAAAAGACCGGGAGCUGUGGAGAAGGAGCAGCAAGAGAAGGAGGAGGAGUCGUGGCUUCCUUCAUGUCUCAAUAAGGUCUACCUCAGCUGUAAAUCAACCCCUCUCAACGUGGUUAAAAGCACCUUCUCCAAAUCAUCCAAGGCCCAUGUGGCCAAGAUGGAGAUGGUUUGGGGAAAGAGUGUAGUGAACGCACUUCAACCCAGUAUUUAAGUGUUUACAUUAGGGCUGCAACUUGUGAAUAUUUUCACUAUUAUCUGCUGAUAACCUUUACAAUAAAUUGUCAGAAAAAAAUAAAAAAGGAACAAUUCCAUUUCUCAAAGUCCAAGUGAUUCAAUGUUUUGUAAAGUCCAAAACCCAAAGAUGUUAACUUUUUAAUGUAAUAUUUAACAGAGAAAAGCCGAGAUCUAAAAACUGCAUUUUCUGACAAGGAUUCAUGAAUAAUCGAAAAGGUUGGCAUUUUGUUUUGGUGAAUGCAACUAUGAAUUGGUCAAUUAAUAAUUAGCAACUCCAAUGUACAUAUGCAGGUUCAAUAUUAAUUAUUAUUUUAUUGUUUAGUGACAUUUUGGACUAGGGACUAGAAGGUAAUGAUCAGUUUGCUUUUCAGUCUGGCUGUGUAUACAAUCUAAGUCGGUUUCUCAUGCUCUAUACUGUUUUUAUUUCUGAAUAAGACUUUUUGUACAUUUUUACCUACUAUAAAUAGUAUUAAAGACUUCCAACUGUAAUAAAGUGCAGUGGCAGCUGUUUUGAUCAAGCCAGCUAUUAUUUCUAAGAUUUCUGUGGAAACUACCUGAUCAUUGAUUUGAUUUGCAAUCAUUCUUCAUUUUAGAUGUUUGUAUCAUUACCUGUUUCAGGAGUAACCUAUACAAAAAUAAAUGUAUGCUCUUUAAUAAUGA
Molecule: messenger RNA, 2554 nt
Organism: Eleginops maclovinus (Patagonian blennie)
Lineage: Eukaryota; Metazoa; Chordata; Actinopteri; Perciformes; Eleginopidae
Gene: toe1
Product: target of EGR1, exonuclease
Exons: 8
Coding region: 276-1871 (531 amino acids)
Biological process (GO): snRNA 3'-end processing
Cellular component (GO): cytoplasm; Cajal body
Molecular function (GO): snRNA binding; metal ion binding; 3'-5'-RNA exonuclease activity
Source: RefSeq, a predicted model, not a curated record